CCCUCUGGUGCCCCAUAACAUGUAAUAGGUCUUAACCUCACUGUGUCACAUAGCUGGAUGGAUGCCAUUGUGCUAUCAUGCUCUAGAUGUUAUCAGGGUGACUAAUCCGCUUAGGUAAUGCUCAGAGGAGUAAGAACAUUCGGUGAUUCAUUGGGACACAAACUUUAUCUGAAUUUGUACCACAUACCCAUAUUAUUACUGUCUUCUGUUAGCAAAGGACAGAAAUGAUAUCCAGAUCUAUCUUGCGAAGUUCACCACUUCGUAACACCAUCUUGCGCUCAGCUAACAAGUCCCCACUGCCUUUUACCCAAAAUAAGGUACCAGGAUGGCCAUAUAUUCUUACGUCUCUCAACCCACCCUCUUCGCGCGGUUAUCAAGGGCGCAGGCAGAAAUACUACAGAUUCGACCCUAAUGAAGCUCAAAAUGCACGACCCCUCAUCUCCGAUGAACAUAUCAAAAACUUCUCCAAACAUCCUGCCUUACACUCAUUCAUACUCAUAUUAGUUGCCGGUGGCGUAGUGGUUUAUAUUAGCAAUAUCGAAGAUGUCCCGGUUUCUGGGAGGAGACGGUUCAACAUAUACAGCCCACAGGACAUGGAAAGGGAAGGGCAAAUGAUGUAUCGACAGAUUUUGCAGCAGUAUUGCGGACGUAUUCUUCCCGACUGGGACAAAAGAUCCAUGAUGGUGCAAAGAGUUAUGAGUCGAUUAAUACCUGCGAGUGGCAUCGACAACGUAAAUUGGGAAGUGAAUGUUAUAGACUCCGAAGGUGCAAUACAAGAUAUCAAAUGACUUUUUAGAUAUUUUGCUGACCCUCUCUGCACAGAAAUGAAUGCCUUCGUCAUACCUGGUGGUAAAGUUUUCGUUUUCACUGGAAUACUGCCAAUUGCUUCAACGGAUGACGGUCUUGCUACAGUAUCAAUCCCCUCGUAUCUUCUUCUUAUAUGAAAACUCCUGACUUACCGAUCUUGCAGAUUCUUGGCCAUGAAAUUGCCCAUAACAUCGCAAAUCAUUCGGGGGAAAGGAUGAGUAAAACCGCUGUGUUUCAUAUACCCCUGCGUAUGUUUUUCCGAUUCCUGGAUGCUACAGGAUAUACUGGAGGUCUAGGGGAAAUAUUCGGGGCUCUUGCACUUGAAUUUGGGAUCAAUUUACCCGCGUCAAGAAAUCAGGAAACAGAGGCUGAUCAUAUUGGAUUGAUGAUCAUGGCAAAAAGUUGUUAUAAUCCUCAAGCUGCAAUUGGCGUAUGGAAGAGGAUGCAGGCGGCAGAAAGGAAUGCCCCCCCUCAAUGGCUUUCGACCCAUCCAUCGGUAGGCUCUCUGAUAUUUUUUCGAAAUUGUAGCACUGAUUCAUACCAGAAUAACAAUCGGAUAACGCAAAUGGAAGAGUGGAUGUCCAAAGCAGAGGCUGCAAGAGCCGAAAGUGGAUGUGCAUCCACCAUGGAAAAUUUCAAUAAUUUUCGGACUACAUUUGGUGGACUUUGGUGAUGAGUAUAAAUGCUUGCUAGCCACUUGUCUGAGGACGCAGUAGAAAGAGGGCAGCACUGGGGUUCAGUUGCCAUUCUAUGUGUGGAGAUAAAACGUGAAUAGGAAUCGCUCUACUUCAUCUAUCAAUAGGUUCAUCACAGUGAGUCUUUCUUUUACUGUACUUCAUCAUGCCCGCAACAAAGGUAUCGUGAGUCAAUCUACGCAACUUUAUCCGGCACCUGAUAUAUGUCUCAUCAAUACAGACUACACCGUACCGAGAAAUCAUAUUCUAAUUCGUUCAUGGAUGUUGGUUCUAGACUUGGCUACUCGGUACCCAUUUAGGCUCGAAGAUUCUCAAAGAUUGACUUUUCAGGACGCCCGAAAUUAAAAUCACAUUCGAGUCUGUAUACAAAGGUCUCAUGCACAGGUAGCAAGUAACCUAAUAGGUAAAGGCAUGCAAUUCUCAUCUCUGCAGAGCUAGUGCCACGUAUUGGCCGAGAUGCAUGCUUUCUAUCGUAAUCACGUCCAAAUUGAUUUUCUGAACAGUAAUACGUUCCGCCCACACAAACAACCUCGAAUUGCGCUGCAGUCGCGAGAUCACGUGCAAGCCAGUGAUACACACCGCUUCUAGCCUUAUGGACGAUUGGACCCAGAUAAAUGCACAAGAUCAUGGCUUGCAUUUCAUUACGGGGCGCGCCUCUCCAUUCGCAAGUGGUCAAUCAUUUUGGGGUUACAUAGCUUGGGUCCACACCGCUAUAUACCAUUCCCCGCUUGUUCCUUUCAAGGAAGCUUUGAGCUUAUUGCAAGUCCCACCCCCGCCAUAUAACGUAAAUCAUUCGUUACAAAUGAUGCAGACGAGGAAUAUGCGAUAGACCGAUAGUCCUCCGCCUCUCCAGGGUUGCGCGUUUGGCAAAUAAGUACGGCAUGGCCAAAAUGAUAUCUUCUAGUUGAGGACGUGUCUGCUAUGUUCUCGUGAGUCUCCAACCCCUCUUAAAUAUUCCU
Sclerotinia trifoliorum is the source of this 2461-nucleotide messenger RNA. The record is from the annotation of a GenBank genome assembly. NCBI's taxonomy places the organism in Eukaryota, Fungi, Ascomycota, Leotiomycetes, Helotiales, Sclerotiniaceae.